Hirundo rustica (Barn swallow) is the source of this 3122-nucleotide messenger RNA. RefSeq names its product NME/NM23 family member 5 (gene NME5). Gene Ontology annotation, molecular function: nucleoside diphosphate kinase activity. The transcript is spliced from 6 exons. NCBI's taxonomy places the organism in Eukaryota, Metazoa, Chordata, Aves, Passeriformes, Hirundinidae. The record is from RefSeq and is a predicted model, not a curated record. Gene Ontology annotation, biological process: UTP biosynthetic process; CTP biosynthetic process; GTP biosynthetic process. The coding region runs from base 930 to 1556 and encodes 208 amino acids.
CGCAGCAUCCUGCCCUCGCGAUUCUCUCUAAAAGAUUGAGACAGCUUAAGGCGUUCAACCUGGAGAAGAGAAGGUUUCAUGGAGACCUUCGACCCCCUCUCAGUGCCUAAAGGGGCUCCAAAAGAGCUGGAGAGGGGCUUGGGACAAGGACAGGGAGAGGCAGGAAAAGGGGGAAUGGUUUUCCACUGACAGGGGGCAGGAUUAGAUGGGAUACUGGGAAGCAAUUCUUGGCUGUGGGGGUGGUGAGGCCCUGGCACAGGUUGUCCAGUGAGGCUGUGGCUGCUGCAUCCCUGGAAGUGUUCAAGACCGGGUUGGACAGGGCUUGGAGCAUCCUGGGAUAGUGGAAGUUGUUCCUGCCCAUGGCAGGUUGGAACUGGACCCUCCCACCCAAACCAUUCAGUGAUGAAAAGAAGGUAACAAAUGGACACAGGUCUGUAGGAAACCCCCGCACUGGUUCCACCAGUCACAACACAACUCUGUGCUCUCAGCUCGCCAGUGCAUCUGCUCCGUCAGAAAACCAGCACUUUGUCUGGAGCCCAUAAAUACAGAAAUUAGGAACCCAUAAAUACUGGAAUUAAAUGACCAUUAAGAAAUUACCCUGAGGCUUACGGUGGACCAGCUCCAAGGCUUUAGUCCCACCCCACAGUCCUUGUGUGAGGAUACAGAUUUGGGGUUUGGAGCAGCCAACGGUGGAUGGAAGGUGUGGGAGCACAGGAAACCCACAUCAAGGUGUGUGAUAACGCCUCUCUUUCCUCAUACAUUGUCCAACUUAGUGAGUAACAACAUUAAAUUUUGACCUUAUAUUCCACAAAAUGCCACUGCACUGAAAAUGUGAAUGUGAACUACAGUUCGCUGACAAGUGCAGAGAAUAUCUCACAAGGAUUUUGUGAGUACGAAAGGAGCAAGUGAAUUCUAAUUUAGAAGCCAGGAUGGAGGUCUUGAUGCCUGAACCUCAGAUAUAUGUGGAAAGAACUCUGGCUAUCAUCAAACCAGAUGUCAUUGAUAAAGAAGAAGAAAUAGAGGAUCUCAUUCUCCGAUCAGGAUUCCACAUCAUUCAGAAACGGAAGCUCCAGUUAAGCCCAGAGCAAUGUAGCAACUUCUACGCAGAACAAUUUGGAAAAGUGUUUUUUCCUAAUUUAACUGCCUAUAUGAGUUCUGGUCCUAUAGUUGCCAUGGUUCUUGCUAGAAAUUGUGCAGUCUCAUACUGGAAGGAAUUGCUUGGACCACCCAACAGCCUAAGAGCUAGGAUAACUCACCCUCACAGCUUAAGAGCACUCUAUGGGACUGAUGGGCUGAGGAAUGGGCUCCACGGCAGUCUCAGCAUCUCCUCAGCAGAGAAAGAAAUUCGAUUCAUAUUUCCAGAAGCAAUCUUGGAGCCAGUUCCCACUGGACAAAGAGCUCGGGAUUACCUGAACCUGUACGUGAAGCCCACGCUGCUGGCAGGGCUCACUGCCCUGUGCAAAGAGAAGCCAGCAGACCCCAUGAUCUGGCUUGCUGACUGGCUGAUUGAGCACAAUCCCAAUAAACCCAAACUACAACAUCGUAUAUCUCAAUAAGAGUAUCGGCGGUGAGAGCUUGGUGGAACCCAUCUCACACAUUCCACAUUACAGCUUUGUUAUUGUCAUUUUCGGUGUGUCCUUUGUGUAACCAAUACUACCUAAAGUAAAUGCAUUUGUCAUAACUACUUGUGUCCUCAUGGGAUAAAUAGCCUUACACUUAACCAGGAUGUAGUGGUUCUAGUACCUUCUCUGCUGACAAAGUGAAUGUAGAAUUACACAAUAAAUUUAUGGCAUUAGGUGAAUAGAAAAAGAUAAUGUUCUCAGUGGGUGUGACUUACUGCUAUUGUCCACAUUUUUCUUGGUUUGUCUGUGUGGGAGAACAAAAUCCUUUACAGCAGUGUGGAUUCCCAAAUGACAUCCACCUGUCCUUUGAGAAGCCAAGGGCUGUGUUUCAGCAAUUUUUUAGCAUAAAUACAGUCAUGAAGGAAGGUACUUGGUUAUAAUGUAGAAAACAAUUACUGGAGGCAUAUUAGCAACUUUGGAAUUUUAAUUGCUGAUUACAUCACCCAGCUAAGGUUGUUCUUGAAGAUCAUUCACUGAAGUCUGAUGUUUUAGGCAGAAUGUAAUUUGAAAGAGUUAUUUGAAGGUAAAGUCAAUGCACUUAUCCCAUCUUGGUGGCAAAAGGUGCAGUGACUAUAAAUAAUAAGAUGUAUUUUAGUCAAGGACUAAGGUUGUCUUCCAACAUUUGUUUGCAAUAAAGAUUCUUAAUUGGAACAGCUCCCCUUAAGAGUGUUUUCUGCGUUCUCCUGCUCCUAAAGGUACACAGAUUUCUGUCAUUUUCCUCAAACUUUCAUGUGUUCUGUUGAAGAAUUUCAUGAGAGUGCUCUUCCAGAAGCAGUGGGUUAAUCCCAUGCUGUUGCCUUUUAUGAAGUAACUAAACUGUUUUUGGGGAUGUGGGGGUUUUUAAUUUUCCUCAAAGAGCUGUACUUAUGCUGUUAACUUCAAGGUUUGUAUCUUAUGGUUUGACUGGCUAUAAUGAAGAAAACAUAAUAAUUUUCAUAACUCUGGAAUGAGAGUAUGCUUGGCUAAUACUAAACAAACAAGCAAUUUCAUAAUUUGUUUCAUAAAAAAACUUGCUUCCACAAUUUGAGUAAUUAUGGGAAACAUAAGUCAUUUGUCUGUAACAUCAAACUUUGUUUAAAUGAAUUGUUUAUCUUUUCAGUGGAACAAACCGCUAUUGCCAGUCCAGAUAAUAAACAUUUAGAAACAGGUCCCUAAAGUACCAAGACCUAAAAAUCUUUGGAUUGCUAGGAUAAGGAAAGAAAAGAAAGCCCAAACCCUCAAAUAAUGAAAAAUAAAAGUAUGAGGUGCUUAGAAGAUACGUUUACAACGAGUUUAUUUUGCCUAUAAUUAUUGUCUCCAUAUGUGUCUGAUUGCUCCAAUUACAGGACAGUUGUGCUUUGUGGUUGCCUGUCAGCCAAAUAAAAAAAUCCAUUUUCUGAAGAUGCCAGAAGCUAAAAUCCAGUGAAUUCACAAGACAUUUCCCUGUAUUUUGUUAGUUACUAUGUCAUUUGCUGCUUGUUUUGAUGUGCUACUGUUUGACAAUAAAUACAUCCUUUAUGU